AUGUCCUCGAAGAAUCUUCUGGGCAGCACGCGUGCGGCACCUGAUGGCACAUACAAGGGCCUGGCAAACAAGACAUCCUUCGUCCAGAGAAACCCCGAUGCGCCCAGUCGCACAGUCGGACCUAUCAAAGCACCAACCAACAUCAGAAACCAUUACGGCUUCUGCGGAUUCGGCGACAAUUGCAAGUUCCUUCAUGCCCGUGAGGACUACAAGCAGGGAUGGCAGCUGGAUAAGGAGUGGGAGGAUGUUGCCAAAGGCAAGAAGAAUUUGGGUGGAACCAUCGUCGCGGAUGCAAAUCGAGAUAAGGUGGCAGACGACGAUAAUGAGGAGGAAGACGCUAUGCUUGAGAACAUCCCGUUCGCCUGCAUCAUCUGCAGAGAACCAUACAAGUCACCAGUUGUAACGAGAUGCGGUCAUUACUUCUGCGAGCCUUGCGCGCUCAAGAGAUACAGGAAAGAUCCAACAUGCGCGGCAUGUGGAAGCGGGACUAGCGGCGUCUUCAACUCGGCGUCAAGACUCAAGAAGUUGCUCGACAGGAAGAGAGCGAGAGCCGCGAAGAAACGGCAGGACGCAAUAGACGCUGGAGAGGAGGUCAGCGAUGAGGAGGAAGAAUGA
Molecule: messenger RNA, 615 nt
Organism: Verticillium alfalfae VaMs.102
Lineage: Eukaryota; Fungi; Ascomycota; Sordariomycetes; Glomerellales; Plectosphaerellaceae
Product: pre-mRNA-splicing factor cwc-24
Exons: 2
Coding region: 1-615 (204 amino acids)
Biological process (GO): snoRNA splicing
Cellular component (GO): U2-type spliceosomal complex
Molecular function (GO): metal ion binding
Source: RefSeq, a predicted model, not a curated record